UUUUUCGGCCGAGAGGAAAUUUUUCGAGAGGGAUUGCAAGACUACCUCAUUGUCUUUCUGUGGACUAUCCUGGCAUGCUCAUUAUCUUCAUGCUUUCGAUGAGCCCUGACACACGCAAAGCCUCAGUCUCCGCAGUGGCACUGUGCGUAAGCCAGCAAGACCAAGUCCAACGCGGCAUCUUAUUCUGUCAGCUAGCUCUACGAUUCCUCGUCGCGCGAAGCAAAGAUGGAGUUCGUCCCAUCUGCUCCUCAAGCCUCUCUUGUGCUGUGCGCCGACUGCGGUACGCCCAUCGAGCCCAACUCGGCCAACCUGUGUCUCUCCUGUCUGCGCAACUCAGUCGACAUCACCGAAGGAAUCCCCAAGCAGGCGACGAUCAACUAUUGCCGCAACUGCGAACGGUACCUCAACCCGCCGCAGCAAUGGGUCCAGGCGCAGCUCGAGAGCAGAGAGUUGCUCGCGAUCUGCCUCAAGAAGCUCAAAGGCCUCCACAAGGCCCGACUCAUCGAUGCGGGUUUCAUAUGGACAGAGCCACAUAGCAAACGCUUGAGGGUCAAGCUCACAGUACAGAAAGAGGUCCUUACUGCCACAGUCUUGCAACAGAUUUUCGAAGUAGAGUACAUUGUGCAAUACGGCCAGUGCCCAGACUGCACACGGCUAGCAGCCAAGAAUACCUGGCGCGCGCAGGUGCAAGUCAGGCAAAAGGUGCCACACAAGCGCACCUUCCUCUACCUCGAGCAGCUCAUCCUCAAGCACAACGCACACAAGGACACAGUCUCAAUCAGCGAACGUCGCGAUGGCCUCGACUUCUACUAUGUGCAGCGAACGCACGCCGUCAAGAUGUGCGAGUUCCUGUCGUCCGUGGUCCCCGUGCGCAUCACCAAGUCCGAGCAGGUGAUCGGCAUGGAUACCCAUACGUCCACUACUAACUACAAAUUUACAUAUAGUGUCGAGAUCGCACCAAUCUGCAAAGACGACCUCGUGUGCAUUCCACGGCCGCUAGCCAAGAGUCUGGGGAAUAUCGGCCAGCUGCUGAUCUGCACGCGCGUCAACAACUCCUUGCGACUGUUGGACCCGACGACGCUGCAGACGACGGACAUCCCCGCGGAAAAGUACUGGAGGAACCCCUUCCCUGCACUUGCAACAAUUCCUGAGCUCGUUGAAUUCCUCACCCUCGACAUCGAAGCUAAUUACGGCAACAACGGCCAUGGGCAGGACGCACACAGCUCGCGAUGGCUCGAGGCCGACGCACAAGUCUCGCCACUGCAUGCAACGUCGUUUGGCGAGGCUGACGCUGUGUACCACACGCGCACGCACCUCGGCAACCUUCUGCAAGCUGGCGACCAGGCGAUGGGUUACCACUUGCGCGUGGCGAACUUUAACUCGUCCGACUGGGACAGCCUGCCAAGCGAGCGUAUGCCGGAUGUCGUGCUAGUCAAGAAAAGCUAUCCGGACACGAAGCGUCGCAAGAACCGACGCACGUGGAAGCUCAAGACGAUGGCGAAAGAAGGCGGCGAGGCAGGAGAUACCAAGGACAUCGAGACGCCCUCCGCCAGCACGGCAGAGAAAGGGAAAGGUGGCGGCGGCGACGGGCGCGGUGCCAUCGGCCGACGGGGCGGGCUCGACAGCCAGCGCGUCGAGCGCGACUACGAGUAUUUCCUGCGCGAACUCGAGGAGGACGAGGAGCUACGUGCCAACGUCAACAUCUGGCGUGAUCGCGAGAAGGAACAGGAGCGACAGCGCAAGAAGGACGAGAUCAAGCGCAUGAAGGCUGCGCGGGCGAUGGAUGCCAUGGACGAGUCGACCGAUGCUGAGCCUGCCUCCUUCGCGACGAUCAAGGCAAAAUUGGGAGGAGCGGGUGAAGACGAUGGGAUCAACGCGGACGGAGAGAGCGAGUGGGGCGACGACGAUGUACCGGCCAUCCCGCUAGAUGAAUUGCUGGACGACCUGGAAGACAUGCACAUGGACGACGACAACGAGUAGUGACUUGUAUUCACGCUCAGUACAACUCGUUCAGUCUGACUGUGAUAGCCUCCGCUAGCUCGACCAGUUGAUGUGGCAGCCUCUGCAGAUAGCGCUCCAAUCUUGCCCGAUCGGCCUUGUCCGACAUUUUCUCUAGGUAGCGAUCGAUGUCCGCCACCUCGCCAGCCUCAAUGAGUCGCUGUAUAAAAGGCGUGUAGCCGAUCGGCGACCGCUUCGAAUUGCCGAAAUGCCACAUUCCAUCCCAAUCCCUCAUC
Messenger RNA from Tilletiaria anomala UBC 951, 2234 nucleotides. RefSeq names its product NMD3-domain-containing protein. Gene Ontology annotation, biological process: ribosomal large subunit export from nucleus. Lineage: Eukaryota; Fungi; Basidiomycota; Exobasidiomycetes; Georgefischeriales; Tilletiariaceae. Bases 226 to 1980 code for a protein of 584 amino acids. The transcript has 3 exons. Gene Ontology annotation, molecular function: ribosomal large subunit binding. The record is from RefSeq and is a predicted model, not a curated record. Gene Ontology annotation, cellular component: nucleus; cytoplasm.